Nicotiana tabacum (common tobacco) is the source of this 3045-nucleotide messenger RNA. NCBI's taxonomy places the organism in Eukaryota, Viridiplantae, Streptophyta, Magnoliopsida, Solanales, Solanaceae. The record is from RefSeq and is a predicted model, not a curated record.
AUGGCUUCUCGAUAUACACUGCAAUGGAUUCGGCGGAUCAUACACCUUACGCUAGGAUUUGGGAAGGACAUUUACGAGACUGAGGUGAGUUUUAAGAGAAAGACGGGGGUGGAUUUUUUUGCUCUAACUGGCUGUGAGCAUGGGAAUUGCGUUGCCGAGCAGAGGGCGGAGAGGAAUUUGGUGUUGCAGAUGCUAAAGCCAGAGCGUGAUGGCCCUUUCGAGGAGGGUAUCUUUUUGGUUAAUAUCAGCCCGGCUCGCAUGGACUUCCGGUCUUUCUUAGUUGACAACUUUAUUGCAAUUUUAAGUUCUCUAGUUACUCCUGCACAAGCAACAGCAGUUAUGGAUCUGAUUGAGGAGCGCUGGGAAGAAUGGAUCGGGGAGAUGCCCUUGAAGAUCACUUACCCAGCUCUGGAAGGACAUGAGUGGAGAAUUGUCACCGGAUUUGAUCCAAAAAACACAGGGCGGAGUUACCUUAUUGAUCAGGGUUCCCGCUUUUAUGUUAAAUACCCCGAAAAGCCGAAACCUCUUAUUCCGGUCCUUAGAAAAACUACGACUAGUCAGGAAUUGCGUAAGAGAAGAGACGUCGUAAGUAACAAUAGCGCAAAAGCAGGCGGCGGAGAUCCGCAAAGCUUAUCGAGUUAUCAAGCUGAACUGCCUUCUUACAUUAUACAUCUGCCCGCCAGCAGCGGAGGGGGUUCGAUUCCCGUUAUACGCGAUGUGGCGAAAAAGACUGAUUCAACGAGAUAUGCCUUGCCUGCAUUAAGAUUUAAAACUUGUCGUCUACUUUCAGGAAAUGUUUGGAACAGAGAACUUACAAUAAUACAACGCCGUAUUCUCCGAAGAUUGAGGAACAAGAAGAGAUCUAUUAAGAGAAAGAUUUAUUCUAGAGAAAAUCUUAACAGUUACAUCCAAUCACAAACUACACGAAAGUUGUCCCUUUUUUAUGGAGAUUUACCCAUCACAGAGAUGCACAGAGGAAGAGAACGAACUUCAUAUAUCCCUUUUCUACUCAAUCCAGAAACAAGAUCGGACGUUAUCCCGGUUCGUCUCCAUUUUUGUGAAACUAUUCCUCAAGCAAGGCAGCCGAUAAGUCAUCGAAGGGUUUGUGUGAAUAAUGGAAUGGUUAACAUUACUCAUUUUAAACUCUCCCACGGUGAUAUAAUAUCUUUUCAAGAAAAUGAUGCGAGAACCCGCGGUGAAGAAAUAAAGAGAUCCUUCUAUAUCGAAAUCUCAGUUGAAAAAAUAAUAGGAAAAUUCCUGGAUCACCCGUGGAGAAGAACCAAAACAGAAUGGUUCCGCCUACUCAAAACUAAGAGGGGAUGCCGCCUACUACUAAAAUCCCGGUUUUUGCAACAGUUGCGUUCUUCUAUGCAAGAAGAAGACUUAGAAAGAACAAAGAAGUUUGGAUCCGAAAAAGUAUGCUUAGGCAGUUCUUUCGCUGAGCACAACAGAAUGAAGAGGAAUUUGUAUCAUUUCAAAUCCCUAUUCUUAUCGAAGAGAAGGAACGAGAAAAACCGAAAUAUUCCUACUCGAACAAGAAGUCCUAUAGUUUACAACUCUUCUUUAUAUAGUAAUUCGACCUAUUGCUCCGCAUCCCCCCAUCAGUUUACUAAAAAGAUCAAAAUAAAAAGGAUCGAACUACCUACUCAUUAUUCGGAGGUGAAUCAUAGAACACCAAAAGCUGUGGUAUCUUAUGGACCUAACAUAGGUCACAUACCUCACGACAUAAGAUUGAAAGAUCCAAACCUUCUUCUUCGGAGCGGAAAGGGACGUGGCCAAAACAUAUAAAGAUCGGCGUAGUCGCUCAUAGGGACAUAUCUAUCCGGAUAGAGGAUAGUCUAGGCCGAUUCAUAGAUAGAUCUCUCUCCAUAUAGAUAGGUAUCUCCGUGGAUAGAGAUAAAGAUAGGGAUCCAUCUAGAUCUUGAUUCACUAUUUCCAUAUUUUUUCUUGAUUCUGAUUGAUUGCCUUUUUUUUGACGACAAGUUUUAAAUCUUAAUGCAGGCAAGGAAACAUCGUUUUUCAAUUAUUACUUGCUGGGUCGGAGCGUAGACGAGCGAGCAGAGCCAAGGAAAGAGGGAAGCCCGUCAUAGAGCAGUCGACUAGAAGUAGAAGACUGCUGGCCUGAGAGAAGGCGGCCUCUCUCGGGAAAGAUGGCCCAAUUUCUCUUCUUUCUUUUUGAUUUCAGCUUUCUUUUUUUUUUUUUCAGGGGUCCAGAAGGCUAAAAGGUGGGGGAGAAGGAAGCCGAACCUCUAAUCGACCUGGACACAUAAAUAAUUCUCGGCGUCGAGAGAGAUUUGAGAUUCCGUAAGUAACUCAGUGAGUGCUUUCUAAGAAGGGCUUGGAAGAAGAAAAUGAAAUAGGAACAACCGCGCUGGUCGUAAUAGAUCGACUUUCAUGCUAGUUCUUGCUCCAGCAUGAAAGUUCCAUUUCAGGGAAGGACGACGUACUAUGAUACUUUCUGUUUUGUCGAGCCCUGCUUUGGUCUCUGGUUUGAUGGUUGUACGUGCUAAAAAUCCGGUACAUUCCGUUUUGUUUCUCAUCCCAGUCUUUCGCAACACUUCAGGUUUACUUCUUUUGUUAGGUCUCGACUUCUUCGCUAUGAUCUUCCCAGUAGUUUAUAUAGGAGCUAUAGCCGUUUCAUUCCUAUUCGUUGUUAUGAUGUUCCAUAUUCAAAUAGCGGAGAUUCACGAAGAAGUAUUGCGCUAUUUACCUGUGAGUGGUAUUAUUGGACUGCUCUUUUGGUGGGAGAUGUUCUUUAUUUUAGAUAAUGAAAGCAUUCCAUUACUACCAACCCAAAGAAAUACGACCUCUCUGAGAUAUACGGUUUAUGCCGGAAAGGUACGAAGUUGGACUAAUUUGGAAACAUUGGGCAAUUUACUUUAUACCUACUAUUUCGUCUGGUUUUUGGUUUCUAGUCUUAUUUUAUUAGUAGCCAUGAUUGGGGCUAUAGUACUGACUAUGCAUAGGACUACUAAGGUGAAAAGACAGGAUGUAUUUCGACGAAAUGCUCUGGAUUCUAGGAGGACUAUAAUGAGGAGGACGACA